Molecule: messenger RNA, 243 nt
Organism: Penicillium mononematosum
Lineage: Eukaryota; Fungi; Ascomycota; Eurotiomycetes; Eurotiales; Aspergillaceae
Exons: 3
Coding region: 1-243 (80 amino acids)
Source: RefSeq, a predicted model, not a curated record
AUGUUGGGAAUCAUUGCCGCAAUUUCCCGGACCAAGUCCGCAAUCCUCCUUCGGAGGCGUGCUGUAAUUCUUGGGGAGGCAGAUGGGAUCCCCGCAAGUCCCAUCGAUCCAUGGGGGUUUGGAAGCCAGCCGAGGCGGAGCAAGGGCGGUCACUUCGUCUUGUUGGGGGCAUCCGGGACGCAAGUCCAAGAACUUUCGUGGGAAGGCCUGAAGUCAGACUGGGCGUGCACGAUCCCAGUUUAG